AUGGAACGGGUGGUUCUGCCCAAUGGUGACGAACGCGACAUCGAGAUCAAGGACGCACUGUUCGUACCAAGUAUGAGCAAGAAUCUGCUUUCGGUGCCACAGAUCAACAAGGGUGGCAGGUUCCAAGUCGUGUUCGAUGGAUCCAUGAUGCAAUUGAAGCGCGAGAAUUCCACACAAGUCGUGGCAACAGCGGAUCUCGUCGAUGGACGUUACUGGCUGCGGACUCCUCAACGAUCGGCAAAUGCAGCAACACGCAAUGGGACCAUCGACUUGCAUGCGCGCAUGGGUCAUGCACCCCUCGAAGUUCUGCGCAAGAUGGUGGCCACUGGCAUGAUCAAGGACGCCAAGGCACCUCUCAACUCGACUGGUCCAAGUGUAUGUCGCGGUUGCCAGCAAGGAAAGAUGGUUCAAAAACCAUUCCCAACCAACCGUGACAAACGCCAAUAUGGUGUGUUCGAGUUGCUGCACUUCGACAUCUGCGGGCCAAUGGAACAAGUCUCGAUCGGCGGCAGCAAAUACUUACUGCUUGUGGUUGACGAAGCCAGCGGUUGCAUGAAGGGCUUCUGUCUGCGGUCCAAGUCUGAGAGUGAAGACUGUAUCAAGAACCACAUUAUCAAGAUUCAAACUCAAUUCGGCACAAAGAUCAAGUUUGUUCGGCACGAUGGAGCGUAUGAGUUUGCGACCAACUCGAUCAAGACCUUCUACGAAGAUCAUGGUAUCGAACAACAGGUCACGGUGCCGUAUGCACACCAGACCAACGGCACCGCAGAACGCGCGAUAAGGACCAUCGUCACGAUCGGACGCAGCUUGUUGCAUCAUGCAAAGCUGGAGAAGUGUUUCUGGGCUGAAGCGGCAAUGACGGCGAUCUACAUCAAGAACCGCCUGCCUUCACCCAAGAUCGACCACAAGACUCCGUUCGAGAUCGUGUACAAGUCGAAACCAAGUGUCAAGCACAUGCGCGUGUUUGGAUGUCGGGCGUUUAUCCUGACACCAAGGGAGAAGCGAUUGAAGUGGGACCCGAAGGCUCGUGAAGGGAUGUUCAUGGGCUACGAAGAAGCGUCAAAAGCUUAUCGGGUGUACGACAUUGAGGCGGACCAAGUGGUGAUCAGUCGUGACAUCACCUUCGACGAAUCGACUUUUGAUUUUUCGAUGGACCGACCAAUUGACGAUGAUGAAGAUGCGGAGUUGGACCUCGACCUCCUGGCGAUCAACGAGGACGACGUGCGUCAAACCGUCUACAAGCAGACUGGCAAGCGCAAGAGUGAAGCAAGACCCGGCAUGUCACGUUCAGCUCGCCCUCGAACUGGGUUGGAACAAGCAAGUGCGCCGGAACACGUCUCCAACCGUCACCAGAAACGACGAUCAAGUGCUCCAGAAACGAUGUCUGAUGACGAAGAAGAUGCAAGCGUCUACGAUCAAGAUGACGACUCGACGCCUCCAACAUUUUGGCGUGCAAGUGCAAACGCAGUGGAAGCAACGGACCUAGCAGAACCUGUGACUUUUCAAGACGCAAUCAAUGGUCCUGAUCAAGCUCACUGGCGAAAUGCUGUGAAGGCGGAACUCAAGUCGAUGCAUCUUCGUGGAGUUUUCCGUGCGGCAAAGCUGCCAAGAGGCCAAGGCGCGAUCGGCACCAAGUGGGUGUUCAAGAUCAAGCGCAAAGCGGAUGGAUCGGUCGAGAAAUAUAAGGCGCGUCUCGUUGCCAAGGGCUUCAAGCAGAAGUACGGCAUCGACUACACAGAGACGUUCUCGCCCGUGGUCAAGUACGUGACACUGCGUAUGGUGAUCGCGAUCACCAAGUACUUCGACUGGCCACUGGACCAACUCGAUGUGGUGACAGCCUUUCUCUACGGAGUGAUGAAGGAGAAGGUGUACUGCGUGAUACCAGAAGGCGUCGAGAUGGAUGGCGACUUCGACUGUCUCGAGUUGAUGAAGGCGAUCUACGGUCUCAAGCAAGCUUCACGUGUGUGGAACGAGACUUUCGACGAGUUCGUGUGCUUCAUCGGUUUCGAAGCGUCGGCGUUCGACCCAUGUCUCUACAUCAAGGUUGUCGACGGUCACUGUGUGCUCGUGCUGGUCUACGUGGAUGACGUGUUGGUCACCGGCAGCUCGCUCGAGUUGAUUGCGCAGACGAAGGCCGAACUCAAGACGCGUUUCGAGAUGACCGACAGUGGCAAGUGUACUUUUGUACUGGGCAUCGAACUGGUGAACGAAUCGGAUGGCAGCGUGACGAUGUGCCAGCGACGGUAUGUCAACGACAUCCUCAAGCGCUUCGGCAUGGAUAAGUGCAAGGCCACAGCAAGUCCGGUCGACUUGAGCACUCGGCCUGUCGCAAGCAGCGAAGCGGCCAAGAUCGACGUUCCGUUUCGUGAAGCUGUGGGAGCUUUGAUGCACUUGACGACUGCGACGCGCCCGGACAUUGCGUAUGCUGUGGGGUACGUCUCGCGCUUCAUGGAGAAUCCGCAGCAAGAACAUUGGACGGCGGUGAAGCGCAUCUUUCGUUACUUGCAAGGGACCAAGUCGCACGGACUCCGCUUCCAGCCAAGCGACAAGAUCGACUUUCGUGGCUACUCGGACGCGGACUGGGCCGGCGACCACGCUGAUCGCAAGUCGACUUCGGGUUACACUUUCAUGCUGAUGGGUGCUCCUGUGAGUUGGGGAAGAAAGAAGCAGUCAAGUGUGUCGCUGUCGACGAGUGAAGCGGAAUACAUCGCACUGAGUCUGGCCAUCCAGGAAGGCAAGUGGGUGCAUCGCCUGCUAUGCGAGAUUUUGGCGGCCGCAAACGAACCAGGACCGGACCUCGUCAUCCGUGAAGACAACCAGUCGUGCAUCAAGAUGACGAAGAAUCCGGUGAAUCAUGGCCGCGCCAAGCACAUCGACAUCAAGUACCAUCACAUCCGUGAUGAGGUCAAGCGAGGUGAAGUGCAGCUCGAGUAUUGCGAGACUUCCGUGAUGAUGGCGGACAUCAUGACCAAGGGGCUUUCGAGACCUCGCCACAAGGACUUGACGACGGCUCUCGGCAUUCGUGCGAGUUCGGAUUGA
Peronospora matthiolae is the source of this 3039-nucleotide messenger RNA. The record is from the annotation of a GenBank genome assembly. NCBI's taxonomy places the organism in Eukaryota, Oomycota, Peronosporomycetes, Peronosporales, Peronosporaceae.